Molecule: messenger RNA, 13321 nt
Organism: Diorhabda carinulata
Lineage: Eukaryota; Metazoa; Arthropoda; Insecta; Coleoptera; Chrysomelidae
Exons: 37
Coding region: 115-13245 (4376 amino acids)
Molecular function (GO): protein binding
Source: RefSeq, a predicted model, not a curated record
CGAUCAAGUAGUCGAACGUCUAUCAAAAAAAUUAAUUUCAUGUAAAAAUUGUUAAGAACGUUAACGUUAUUAUACCUAAACCAAAUUCAAUGUAAAUACAAAAGUGAAAAUGCUAUGAAGCACGCAAAUUGUGGCUGUUGUUACCAAAACCUCGAUUAUCCGAGGUUUGCAAGAUCUAGCACUUACUCUGCUAAACAAUUACUAGCAAGAGGGUCCAAACUGUGCGAUGAAGUCUCCGAAAUGGAUGCUCAACUAACUUCACAGUCUAAUUUCUAUAGUGAAUCUAUUGAAAAACCUACCUCAACUGAACCUUCAACUGGUACAACUAUAUUAACCGACUCCGAUGAAGUGCCUAAAGUGUUCGUUCAACCCAAAUCAUAUGAAGAACAUCUACCUAACAGUGAUAGUCAGAAAUGUACUUCAUUCAUACAAAAAAUCGUGGACAAUGCCAAAACGAUGCUUGGUACUAGGUGUUCUGCUUUACACCCUUCUUCCGGUAGCGAAGAACCUACUAGGGAAACAGAUAAUUGUCAGUAUGACUCCAAUGCGACAACAUUCAAUAGUUCAAGACAAGACGAAUCUAAGAGUUUUCCAAAAUAUACUCCAAGUGACUACUGCCUUUGCGAUGCAGACAAUCAAGACAGUAGCAGUAAGCUUGAUGUGACAACGACAGCUGAAACUUUACCAAAAGAAGUUUCUAGAGAAGAAACUUUGGCUUCCAGUAACAAAACCUUCCAAAUAGAUCGAGCAGCAUUAGAAAGCGUCCAUUCUAGUAAUACCAACACACCUUACUUUUAUUCAAACGCUACAUCUAAAGAUGUAUUGGAAAAUAUUGCGAAACUACAUAAAGAAUUGAAAUGCGAUUAUAGUAUUAGAGAUUCACAUAUCGAUAAUUCUGUUAAAUACUUUAAAGAAACGUCUGAUGAACUUGAUUCACAUAGCUGCCAUUUAAAUAAGGACGACAGUAUUUAUAUACAAGUUAGUAAUCCAGAUAAAUUAGUGAAAGAUGAUGGUGAAUGCGGUCCAGCUUGUCCCAAGAACAGUGCUUGUUCGGAAGAGGUUAAUGUCAAUUUAGAAAAAGCUGAUACGGGUAGGAGAAUGUUCUCUCUGUUGGACACGACAUGGCUCAAUCCGUUUCGAAGAGAUCAAUCGAAAAAAUCGGAUAUGACCAAUAAAACCAAAUUAGAAACGAGGUCUAAUAUCGACAAUUUGAAUAUUCCAUGUAGAGAUGUUACUUGCUACAGAUUAGAUGGAGAGUUAAGAGCAAAUUCUGCGGAACCUUGUAAAAGAGAACAAACAAUACAUUGUCAUUCAAACGAAGAUUGUCCGAUAUCAAGACAUAUUUCGAGAUCGGAUGCGGAGAACAUUGUCGCUGAUACGAACAGAACCAAAGCUAAAUCGUGCGAUCCGACUUGUAAAGUAUGUGCAAGGAAAAAAUUGGAAGCUUUGAAUAAAAUUUUGGUGUCGGCAAGUUGCAGUGCAAAUUCUCCCUGCAUUGACACUGGUACGACAAUCUCGUAUCAUCGUUGCGAUCCCAAGUGUCCAUUUUGCUCGCAUCCGAAUAAUGAAGAUCGAAGACAUUCUUCCAAAAAUGAAGCAAAUGUUGCCAGACACCAAGCCCACGGUGAAACAGAAAGACCUCCCAUUGUUAACGCCAGUGUUGGAUCAGCUAAAGUGAGAACUGUUGUGUUCGAUAUUAUCGACAAAGGUACAGGUGUGGAUUCGCCUACUAUUGAACAUUCCCCUUCAAAAGAAAAUACUCCUGCAAGAUUUAUCGAAGAAACUCCAAGUAAUUACAAGCCUUUAGUGAUAUUGGACGAUGUUUGUGGUCAGAAUUCUUUGAAAAAUGUUUCUAGUCCAGAUUCACAACAGGAGUCUCCUUGUAAUAGUUUGUCUUGUCAACUAUCAUAUACAAGCAUCAAACAAUCCAAAUUAUCCUGUAAGGUAUCCUGUCCAUCUAUAACUAUCGAUAAUAUCAAAUACCACAAGAAAUCAUUAGACAAAAAAGAGUGUGUUACUCGUAAUGAUACGUAUCCGCCAAUAAAACGAGUGAGAUCUUAUCACGAUAAAAAAGACGAGAAUAAUCAAUGCGCUUUUAUUGGUUCACCGUUUUUACUUGCGUCAAAUGUUAAAGGUACUAGUAGACCAUCAGUUGUUUCUAACCCAGCCGAUGGAGUAUACUGCCCAAAUGAUAAAGAUAGAAUAAAUGAUCCUUAUAAAGAUGGAGAAUUUGACAGGACAAAAGUAAAAGAAACAGAUUUCUUUAUAUACAACAACAGAUUAGGUAGCCAAGUUUCUCAACACCAAUCUAGAUAUAUAGACAGAAGGAAUGAGCUUUAUGGUAGAUACGACGGUUAUUUAGGUGGUAGUCAAUUCGGCGGAUUAUCCAUCAUAGAUGAUCAAUUGGAAAGAGUUGCAAGAGAACUGAAGACAGAAAAUAAAGUUUUAAAGAGCGAAUUAUUGGAAAUGAAACUAGAGUUGAAACACGCUCUCGAGAAAGUCGAAGGACCAAUGAGGAGUAAGUUGGAAGCGGAAAAAAGUCGUUGUGAACAACUUCAGCAGGAAUUACAAAAAGCUUCUUUUGAUAUGAAGCUUUCUCAUGAUACUUUUAUUAAGGAAAGUGAAGAUUUGAAAAAGCAAUUGUCGUAUGCUUGCUCCAAUAAAAAUCAUUUAGAAGCCAUCAAUAGGAGAUUACGAGAUGAGAUGGUUGUCCUGGAUGAGUUGUGCGGUAAACUGGAAGAAGAUUUGGUCAAUCAAAAGUUAAAUGAAGCCGAAACUUUAAAAAGAUUGACGAGAAGACAUACUGGAUUCAAUGAAAUAGGCGUUCCAAAUUUAUCAGAUGGUAAACUAGAGAGAGAUUUUGUUAAUAAUAAAUUUAGUGAUCCAGAGAACGUGAAAGUACUAACAAGAAAAAACGCAGGGGAUAUUAAAUCCGCUACAGAUACACUGAAUGAGUCUAAUUUAAAUAUAAUAGCAAGAAAACUCAGUCGAACAAUUAAAGAAACAGAACCGUGUACGGAUUGUUCCAUUUUGCCAAUGGAAUUAACAGGUGCCGUCAAAAUUAUUAAAGAUUUGACGGAUAUGGUGGAGAAAAGGAAAGCGGAAAAAUUGUCACUGUACGCUUUUUCUUCGAGCAGAACAAAUUGUUCGUGUCAAUCACCACCAUGUACCGAAGAAACUGCUUGUCAGUGUUUGGCUAUCAAGGAUGUAGGAGUGGUCGUUUCGAAGGCAUUACUUCCUUAUUCACAUAUAUUGCCCAAUGAGGAAAACAACGCCACAGAAACACUAUAUUCCGUCCCAAAAACAUUCGUCAUAGAAGAUCAAAGUAGUAAAAACAUCGUACAAGAUGUACGUCAACGAUCAAACUCUCCAUCUGUAUAUCGAGAAGAUCAUAUUUGUACCGAUAAACCAUCGAUGAAAAACCAAUACACAGAUCCUAAAACUGCAGAUAAAAAAAUCAAUUAUGACCCACCCAGAUUCGCAAUUAUACCAUCGAUGGUUGAUAAAGGAAUUAAUUACGAAACGUUCGAAUCGUAUAAUCGAAUAUUUAGAGACCCUACUGACAACGUAUUAACAUGUUAUAUGGUCAAGACUCCUGUGUGUCCAGCUAAAUCUGAAGAUACGGCAUCAAAAGAUAAGACUACAACCAAUAAUACUUCCAAUUGUAAAGACAUUGAGCACCCCCCUUGUGAAGAUCAGGAUAUACCUUGUGUAAAAGAGGUGAAAAGUAAAUAUAUUUCUUGUGAACAAUUUGAAGUGUCGCCUUGUCGGAACUUAGAAGUACCGCCUUGUUCAGAUAUUGGAAAACCUUGUUUUAAAGACAAAAAGCAAGAUUUCCAACCUGAAUCAUCAACUCCUCAAGAUAAUACUCAGCAAAAGCCCAUGAAAUUCUCAACAUGCGACGAAGAAGCCUCUCCACCCUGUGAAUCGUAUGAAAAACCAUGUACGAAAGGUGAAGUAUGUGAACCGAAAGCUAGCGUGUCAGGAUCAAAAUCACCAUGCUGGAAAAUAGGGAUACCCUGUUCCAACAAAACUAUGGAAAAGCCAGAUCAGCCUAAAGAGCUGUUGGUUGAAGAUCUUGGUUUGAGCGGAGAUAAAGAAGAAUCAGAACCGUUGAGUAAUACAUAUGUAGAAAGUUUACAAUCAUCUACAGAACCCAAAACUACUCAGCAAAAGCUCAUGAAAUUCCCAACAUGCAGUGAAGAAGACUCUCCACCUUGUGAAUCGUAUGAAAAACCAUGUACGAGAGGUGAAAUAUGUGAACCGAAAGCUAGCGUGUCAGGAUCAAAAUCACCAUGCUGGAAAAUAGGGAUACCUUGUUCCAGCAAAACUAUGGGAAAGCCAGAUCAGCCUAAAGAGCUGUUGGUUGAAGAUCUUGGUUUGAGCGGAGAUAAAGAAGAAUCAGAGCCGUUGAGUAAUACAUAUGUAGAAAGUUUACAAUCAUCUACAGAACCCAAAACUACUCAGCAAAAGCUCAUGAAAUUCCCAACAUGCAGUGAAGAAGACUCUCCACCUUGUGAACCGUAUGAAAAACCAUGUACGAGAGGUGAAAUAUGUGAACCGAAAGCUAGCGUGUCAGGAUCAAAAUCACCAUGCUGGAAAAUAGGGAUACCCUGUUCCAGCAAAACUAGGGAAAAGCCAGAUAAGCCUAAAGAGCUGUUGGUUGAAGAUCUUGGUUUGAGCGGAGAUAAAGAAGAAUCAGAACCGUUGAGUAGUACAUAUGGAGAGAGUUUACCAUCAUCUACAGAACCCAAAACUAGAAGUACUUGCAUAGGUCUUGAUAAUCCUCCUUGUGCAGAUGAAGGAACCCCUUGCGUGGAAAAAAAUGAGAGCAAAGUACUCAAACAGAAACCAUCAUCUCCGUGUGCGCCGUUUGGAGAACCAUGCGUUAAGAAAAAAAAGAGUUCCUUUGAUCCAAAAUCGAAUAAUAAAUAUAUGAAAGCUGGAGAUAAAGAAAAUUUUGAUUGUAUACCAUGCAGCGCAGAUGGUCCUUGUUCUAUUAUUGGAAGACCAUGCGCGAUUAAUGAGCAGACUGGAAAAUUCAAUCAGAUGAGUGGUGAGAGCGGUCCUGGUAUUUCGUUAGGUAAACCAUUCGACGCAUUCGCUCAGACGAUAGAAACCACUGAUAAAAUGACAGGAAUAGAUCCAGCUCUAAAUGUUCGAAUGGGAAGUCCGGAUGCCGAAAAGUUAUAUACAGGUGAGCAUAAAGAAACGCGUACGGACAAUCUGGAUGAUGAACUUAAAACAGAUAUGCAUCUGAUUACCACAACUGUUAAAGAAGGAAACUUAGAAGUAAAGACACAAGGACCUUCGGGUGUUAUCGAAACUACUUUGAAUUAUCUUCCUGACGGAGAUUUAGAAGUUCAAACUCACAUAAAUGAAUUAGAUGGAAGAUCGGGAAGAAUCGAAGGGCAAGUAUUGAAUCCCGCAACGGCUUCGUCUUCCAGAGGAACAUCUGAUUUGGAGACAAGUAGUUAUAUCAUUUAUCCUAGUUCACGAUAUCCUUAUACCCAAACAGACAAAUUGUUGGCAGUUUUUCAAUGUCCACAAACAGGAGAUUCUUGCGCAGGAGCUUUUAACACCCCUACAAGCUUAGCUAAACCCAUACUGCAAUCUGCAACUACACAAGGGGCUUAUCCCCGCGAUACCGGAAUUACGACCGAUGUACCGGAAGUAUCCCAAAAAGGAACUCGAACGAUAAUUGAGACCAAGUCAGCGGCAGCUUGUGAUUGUAUAGAUCAGUUGGAGAAAACUACUUCCCAUACAAUAAAGCAGAAAGAUGCAACAGCUAUCCCUUUCAGCGUUACUACAAAAGAAACUCCAGUUAGUUUUGAAGAUUUGUCAGUGACAAGUCCUCAACAGACUAGCGAAGUUCAACUAACUUCGAAAUCUGUAGGUGACGACGAUACUAAAGCUACUAUAGCCAGCUCUACUCUUCCCGUAGAAACGGUUUGUAAAGCUGAAUGCACUUUGGAUCUUCGAUCUGAGCAAGAAGUCACAACCGAAAACGAAGCCACUAGUGAUCAAGAAACGUUUACCGAUACCACUUCAAAAGAACAAUCUGGUACUAGUCCAGAAGAGAAACAGAAGAAAGAAGCAGCUGUGACUGUUAAGCCAUCUAAAGCAGAUAAACAAGAAUCGCAGAUUGCCGCUUCAAGUCAAAACGCUGACUGUGGAUGUCAGUCGACAGUUUUCCCAGCAGAUCAGUCAUGUCAAUGUUGUGAAUGUAAAGAAAUUGGAGUCUCUACAGAAUAUUCAGAAAACAUUCCGGAAACCAUGAUACAAGAUAAAUUUUCAGUGAAAAGUAUAAAAGACAAAAUCCCAGAUUCUCUCCCAGCAACUCAACCAGUUGGUUCUAUAGUACGUUCAGAUGGAAGCAUUCUCAGGCCAGAUGGUAUUGCAAGUCAAGGAGAUGGUAGAAAAGAUGAAAGUAUUUUGCAACCUGAAGAAGUUUUAAAAAUUUCUAGCUUCAGAGCAGGUAGCUCGACUAUUAAACCUGGCAGUUUCUUAGGACCCGAUGGAACAAUUCAACCUAUAGUACAGCCAGAUGGAAGUACCCUCAGACCAGAGGGUAGCAUAAAAGAAGGAAUUAUAUUGAGUGAACAUGGAGAAAUUUUGGAAAGUUCCAGCAUUAAACCAGAUGUCUCGACUGUGCAACCUGGCAGUGUUUUAGGUCCUGAUGAAACAAUUCAACCAGUAGGUCCAGAUGGAAGUAUUACCAGACCAGAUGGAAUAAUAAAACGAUCGGAUGGCUCAAUUACGACAAAAGAUGGAACAAUAUUUCCAAAAGGAAGUACUUUUCAGCCGGAUGGAACGGUAUUAAGUGAGCAUGGAGAAGUUUUAAAAAGCUCUAGUAUGAAACCAGAUAGCUCUACCGUUAAACCUAGUAGUGUUUCGGGUUUUGAUGAAACAAUUCAACCAGUUGCCACUGUAAUACGUCCAGAUGAAAGUAAUAUCAGACCAGAUAUUAUUAUAAAACCAUCAGAUGCGCAAAGCUACAGUCCAGAUGAAAGUACUCUCAGACCAGAUGCUAUUAUAAAACAAUCAGUUGGUACAAAAGAUGAAAUGGUCGUUCCAAAAGGAAGUGCUGUACAGCCGAGUGGAACGGUAUUAAGUAAACACGAAAAAAUUUUGAAAACCUCUAGUAUGAAACCAGAUGGUUCAGUUGUUCAACCUGAUGAAACAAUCGUCACAAAAGAUGAACCCGUCAUACCGACUGGAAGCGUUUUUCUUGGAGCAACUGAUAUAAAUUCGUUCGAAAAAACCCAAAAAGGAAUCGAUGAGUCUCACCCUGUGGAAAGUAUUGUAAAGCCCGAUGGUGUUUUACUACCAGAUGGAACACUAAUUUCAACUGAUGGAACUAUUCAUACGAAAGGAAGUAAGAUACCAGCUGAUGGUCCAAUAGUAGCCCCAGAUAGUGGUGUGUAUCCAAUAGGUAGUAUUAUUCAACCUGAUGGAAGUGUCUUACGACCAGAUGGUAGUGUGGUUUCACCAGACGGUAAAAUUUUACGAUCUGGUUUUGAAGUUAUAAGUAAAACAUCAAGUAAAAAGCCAGAAGUACAGCCAGAUGGAACGAUUAUAGCAGCAGACGGCACUAUUCAACCUAUAGGAAGUAUAUUAAGUAAAGAUGGUAAUAUUAUAAGACCAGAUGGAUCGGUUAUACGUCCGGACGGAAGUAUGGUGAAACCAGACGGAGCUAUUGUACGAGCUGAUGGAAGCAUAAUAAAACCAGAUGGAUCAGUUGUAGCACCAGAUGGUACUGUACAUCCUAUAGGUAGUAUAGUGCGAGAAGACGGAAGCGUUAUGAGACCAGAUGGAUCUAUAGUACAUAAAGAAGGAACUGUUUUAAGAUCUGAUGGAACAAUAGUGACUGCAGACGGAAAAGUUCAACCUUCAGGAAGUAGAAUACGUGAAGAUGGAAGCAUUCAACAUCCAGACGGAACAAUGAUACGCCCAGAAGUGAGCGUUGAACGUGCAGAUCGUAAAGAAGAAACACCUGGUGCAAGUAUCCAUCUAAAAGAAAGUAUUAGUCGUCUAGGUGAUACUAUAAUACAUCCAGAGGCAGUACCUUCAGAAGGUCGAUACGUGAAAAGUUCGGAACGACUUAUAAGAACAAUUGAAAGUAUCCAGCCAGAAGGAACGGCUCGUCCAGAUGCACCGAUCGAGAAAUAUGACAGUACUGAAGGCAGUGCAAAAGUGAAAAUUGAAAAAGGAAGUAAAGAAUCUAAGAGAGGGUCUUCGGAAGUACCUGAUUUAGUAUCUAAAUUAUCUUCGAAAGCUAUGCCAUCAUCCGCGGAAAUUUUAGACGCUACGCGACCUAGAAAAAAACGUUCUUCCAAAUUGGAAAUCAGUCCUUGUACAUGCGCUGGACCAUGCAACUGUAUCAUUUGCACUUCGGAAAUUAUGGAAAAACGAAAACAAAUAACAAGCAACUUAGAGCCUGAAAUUUCAAAUACUAAACUAUGUAGUUGUCGUGGAAAUCCGAAUAAAAAGCAGCGCGAAGGGGAGGCAGUGAAACCAACACAAGCUUAUACUUUUACCUCUCAAACAGAACCUCAUCCUAAAAACUGUGAAUGUAAAACGUGUAGAUGCGAUCCCUGUGAAGAUCCGUGCCAGUAUACAAGCAACGCGUUCUCAAAGAAGAAGAACUACGAUAAUUUAAUAUGUCCUACCAGAGAACAAUGUAGAAUAAAUAAAAUUGAAGGUGGCAGUCGAAUUAAAAAAUCUCGAAUUAGUAUUGAAGACGUAUUCAAACCUACAUACAAAAAAGAACCGGAAGCAACAGACAUUUUCAGUUCUGGGCAUCGCUUAGAUUGUGAAUGCAUCGACUGCUUGUGUACGCCCGUUAUAAGGGAUCUUUGUUCAACAAGACAACUUCAAGUCCGAGACGAAAAACAAAUUUAUCAAGUGUCUACGAUAAAAUGUGUAUGUCCGAAUUCACUCAAAGGAUCCAAAAUUCCUGUGUCUACAAACCCGGCAGUACCGAAAGUGAAAUCUUCGUUAAUAUCUUGUACUUGUGAUCCGUGUCAAUGUUCUCCAUGCAGCGAUCCCAAUAGAGGAAAGGGUACUAGUAAAGAACCUGAUGGUUCAGAGGAAAAAGAUGAUGUGCCGACAACUGACGAAAUUUUGAAGAUGAGUCCGGAAGAUUUGAAAGAUCUAUGCGAGUGCGACCCUUGUGUUUGUGAAAUUUGUUUUAGCAAACCUAACAAAGCUGGAGCCGAAGAUGCUGUUGCUGAUAGUUCACCGUGCUGUUGCAAACCAGGCUGCCAAUGUGAACUGUGUCAAGUCGAAGAAAUGAAAAAACAAAUAGAAACACUGAGAAAUGAAAUAGAAGCUUUAAAACCACCCAAAAGAAUUCGAGCUCCCGGACAACCCGAAGAUUGUAAUUGUGAAAUUUGCAUAUGUGCGAAUGAAGUUCUAAAUGAUCAUCCCGAUGACUGUGAUUGCGAGAUAUGUCAAUGUCCGGAAGGACCAAACAAAGGCGCCACUCCUAUCGUCGAAGGUGUAGCCACUGACAGACCCGAUCUUCCACCAGAUUGCGAUUGUGAGAUCUGUGAUUGCCCAUUUAGUCCUUUGAAGACUAAAGCAAGGCCUGGCCAUCCACCGGAUUGUGAUUGCGAAAUUUGUGCAUGUCCUCUUGCUCCUGAGGCUGGAGACGGUUGCACUUGCGGCGACUAUUGUACCUGUCCCGGAGCACCAAAAACGCCUAAAAAAGAAAUGCAAGGUUGUACUUGCAAACCGAUAUGCCUCUGUCCAGGAGGACCAAUUCCAAUGUGCGAAUGCCAACCGGAGUGCUUCUGCAGCCCGUGUUCUGAUCCAAGAAAAAGGGCACAAGUCAGAUGCGCAUGCGAUUGUGAUCCUUGCGAAUGCUCACCUUGUCCUGAUCCUGCUAAAAAUGCCAAGCCUACAGAUGAUUUACACUUGCCAGACUGUACCUGUCCAAAAUGUGAAUGCGCCGGUGAUACGGAACCUCAACCACAACCAGACGGUUGCGUAUGCGCUGUCUGCAAAUGUGAAGAAGAGGAUACUAAAGUUGACACAGCCAUUCAAUGCGAUUGUGUUGAGUGUAAAUGUGGAGAAGAUGAAUCCGUCGCCGAUCACGGUGACGAUUGUAUAUGUGAUAUUUGUAAAUGUUCCCCCGAAGACGAUUUCACUCAUCCGGAUGGUUGCACUUGUGAUAUUUGUAAUUGUUCACCGCAAGAUGAACCAACGCAUCCGGAAGGUUGUAUCUGCGAUAUCUGCGAAUGUAAACCGGAAGAACCGGCGCCGACGUCGGAAUGCAUUUGCCCCGAUCCGUGCAAAUGUGAUGAAGAACAACAAACCUCGCCACCCGGCUUAAAAGAAUGUACUUGUGGGGAUGUUUGCGUUUGUGAUCAAGGCGAUACUGCUGAUGCUAAGGUACAAGAGACAGGCACCCAUGCGAAAGAAUGUAAAUGUCCGGAAUGUAUUUGUGCGGAAGGCGGCGAUUUUUCCGAUGCCGGCGGAAAGUGCGCGUGCAAUCCCUGCGCAUGUCCUGAAUGUUAUUACAAAUCUAUAAGCAGUGAUACCAAAGAAUGUCAAUGUACUGACUGCACCUGCAUUGAUUGUUCUGAUCCAAAUAAAGAAGGUGACGGUAGAACGUGUAAAUGUCCAGAUUGCAAAUGCGAACCUUGUUUAACUGGUGUCCAACCGUCGUUAAAAUGUAAAUGCGGAGUUUGUACUUGCAUCGAAUGUGAAGGAGUCGACGUCGGUACCACCACUCAACCAUCAACAGAAAAAGAAAAAAUAGUUGCCGGACCGAUUCCGAAAGAUCGUAGUUGCCAUUGCAUCGAAUGUUAUUGCGAUGACUGUAAUAACGAAAAGAAACAAGGUUCCAAAGCCCGACCUGAGAUAGUAAUAAAGAUAAGUCCCGUCAAAAAACCCGCCACAACUGAAACAGGCAAAGGCGAAACCGAAUGUACAUGUCUCAACUGCGUUUGUUGCGAAUGCGCAAAUAAAGAUGCGAGCGGUCGAGGUGAAGGGGCGACCGGGACGGAAAUACACGGUGCCGAUUGUAAAUGUCCAACUUGUACUUGUAUCAGUUGUGCCGAAUCUGAACCAAAAGUUAAAGAUGCCGAAUGUCAUUGUAGUACUUGUCAAUGCGUGGAUUGCACGUCGAAACCCACCGAAGAUCACGGGGAUAACUGUAAAUGUCCGACAUGUACUUGUGUCACUUGUCAAGAUAUACCUCCAAUCACAAAAGAUGCUGAAUGUCACUGCAGCACUUGUCAAUGUCCAGAAUGCUCAACCAAGACGGCUGAAACGCAUCCGUUAGAUUGUAAAUGUCCCACUUGUACUUGUAACGUGUGUGACGACAUUCCACCAUUAAAAAAGGACGUAGAAUGCCACUGUACCACGUGUGUAUGCCCAGAAUGUAACGACAAAGGCGUCAAAGACGACAAUAAAGGAGAUUCAGAGCCUCCACCGUUCGAAGUACCUAAAAAAAUUGAUUGCGAUUGCAAAACAUGCAGUUGUAUAAUAUGUUCUUCGAAAGCAGCAGGCGGGGAUCCCAAACAAGCAUCGUCGACUAAUGCAGAAACAUUUCAAAUACCGGAACGCAUACCUUGCGCAUGCCAAGAAUGUACCUGUCCGCUUUGUAAUACGGAAGGUCACGGUCAAGAUCAAAAUGGAGGCAAACAAGUUGCGGCUCAGUUUCAGGUACCAGAACGUCUCCCUUGCAUAUGUAAAAACUGUACUUGUUGUAUUUGUAGCAAACAAGCUGAUGAAAAAGGCCGAAGUGGCAACGAAGUUGAAAAUUUUCAAGUACCAGAACGAAUGCCUUGUGACUGUGAAAAUUGUACUUGUAUUGAUUGUAAAAGAAGCGAGGGAGGAGGAUCCAAGAAUCGACCAACAAAGGACCAACCGAGUGAAGGAGGUAACAUAGAAAAUCAACCACGUGGUGGUGGUUUUGAAAAACCAACUAAAAUGCCGUGCUUUUGCAACACAUGUAUAUGUGUCGCUUGUAAAUUGGGAGGUGGUAGUAAAAUACAGAGUUCGGCACCACAAGGUGACAUAUUCGAAAUACCAGUGCGUUUACCAUGCCAAUGCGGUGAUCCGUGCAAAUGUAUUAUUUGCAAUAAUAAACCCGUACAAGAUGCGUCAGCACCUACAGUAACAAUUAAAUCUUCUAAUAUACCAACUACUAGACCCAGAUCAGCUCCUGGUGGAAUAGCGACGGAACCCUGCGAUUGUAGAAAGUUAUCGUCAAUUUAUAAGUGCAAAGAGUGCACAACGGAAAAUCAAAGUCAAGUUAGCACCAAAGUGGCUACCGAUCAACAAACAACAUUCGCAGGACAAGCUCCCAAUACGUCUACCAAAUAUUCCGCGUGUACCUGUGUCUCAUGUCCAGAUACGAGUUUAAACAUGGAACAAAAAAAUUUAAAAUGUGUUUGUGCAAAUUGUUGUGCUUGUGAUAAUGUUAAUUUGUCGACUAUGGAUAACGCUACUUUAGCUAAAAAAAUAGCAUCAGAUGCUAGAGAAAAUUGCGCUUGUAAAGAACAAAUAAAAGAAAUUAAAUCGGCAUUGAACAGUAUUAAAUCUGCUUGCACCGACGCCGAAAAGAAAGCCAUGAAGAAACCUUUGAUAAAGCAAGCGUCGGAUUUCAAUCAAACCAUGUCAGGAUUAAAAUUGGCUCUAAUUAAUCUACAAGAAAAAUGUAAAGCCAAAGACAAGAUGAUUUACGUGAUGAUUGGAGAAUUGAAAAACCGUGCCAACAGCCAAACGGUAAUGAACGUUUUAAACACUUGUACUGGAGAUGCGCCAGAUUACGAUCGAGCCGACGACGUCAAAGAAAAAAUCGGUAAUAAUCACCUCGACCCCGUAAGCGAAGAAAAAAACACGUUCGACGAAAAAAUUGCGAAAGCCGUAGAAACAGAACGCAGCAAUAAAAAAAAGAAAUGCAAACCCUGCAAAUGCGGAAAAGUUCAUAAAAAUAAAAACAAUAAAAACGUCGAUUUGACGGGUUUCGAAGUAGUCGAUAUUAGGAAGAUAACAUACGACAGUAUUAUCAUAAAAUGGAAACCACCGAAGAGCAAUCUGAUUACCGGCUAUGAUAUUUUCAUAAACGGAAUUAAUAAAUCGAAAGUGAUGAGUGGCGGUAGGACUAGCGCUAUGAUAGACUCUAUAGAUCUUUCCUCUACCAUUCAAAUAACUAUAUACGCCGUAACUAAAUGCGGAAGGUGCGAACCUCCCGCAAUAGCAAUAUACGAAAUUGUAUCUCGAGGGUAAACGUCUUUUCAACAUCUACAAUAAUUGACAUGAUUGUUCUGAAUAUUCUGAAAAUAAAUUUGUAUUUUGUGCACAA